Solanum verrucosum is the source of this 1110-nucleotide messenger RNA. RefSeq lists its product as uncharacterized. The record is from RefSeq and is a predicted model, not a curated record. The coding region runs from base 150 to 938 and encodes 262 amino acids. The transcript has 8 exons. Gene Ontology annotation, molecular function: S-adenosylmethionine-dependent methyltransferase activity. Lineage: Eukaryota; Viridiplantae; Streptophyta; Magnoliopsida; Solanales; Solanaceae.
UUCACUUCUUGUCCCUCUUCCACCUCCACACAUUUGUGACACAAGGCCCCAAAUUUCCAUCGAAAAAGCAACACUUUGAACCGCUGUCCACGGCGUUCGCCGCCGUUCUUUUCACCGGAAACCACUCAAAAUUUGAAAAAAUAAAUACGAUGUUGCGUGACGUGUCAUCUUGCAAUACAUACAAUUACGGUGAUGCCCUUUACUGGGAUUCCCGGUAUGUUCAAGAAGCAGGUUCUUUUGAUUGGUAUCAACGUUACUCUGCUCUUCGCCCUUUUGUUCGCCAUUGUGUUUCUACCUCUUCAAGGGUACUCAUGGUUGGCUGUGGCAAUGCUGUGAUGUCGGAGGAUAUGGUUAAGGAUGGAUAUGAAGAAAUAGUGAAUGUUGAUAUAUCAACAGUAGCUAUUGAUAUGAUGAAAAGGAAGUAUGAGGACGUUCCGCAGAUGAAAUACUUGCAAAUGGAUGUCAGAGAUAUGAGCUUCUUUCCUGAUGAAUCAUUUGACGCCAUCAUUGAUAAGGGAACCCUUGAUUCAUUAAUGUGUGGUACCAAUGCUCCAAUGUGUGCUGCACAAAUGCUGGGAGAAGUGAGCAGGCUUCUCAAAAAUGGAGGUGUUUAUAUGUUGAUAACAUAUGGUGAUCCUAGAGCAAGGAUGCCUCAUCUGAAUCGAUCAGUGUUUAACUGGAAAAUUGAGUUAUACAUUAUACCUAGACCGGGAUUUCAAAAGCCUGGUGAUCCCCCUUCUAAUGUGAAGCCAUGCUUGGAACCUAUUCCCCUAACCGAGAAGGGCCUACUUCCGGAAGAUUAUACUAUGGAAGAUCCGGAUUCUCAUUUUAUAUACAUCUGUAAAAAAGUUGAUGAAUCAGUGGAGCUGAGCAACAGAUCCACUGAUCCUUUGACUGAUGAUUUACGAUUGGAAUCGCUAAGCCUUGGGAAGGAUUGAUUCUUCAAGUCGGCACAAACCAUGUAUGCUUACUGAAGGAUGUACUUUUAUUAUCUAGGCUUGUAGUGUAUCUUCUUUUUAUUGGGGAUUCAUACUUCAGAAAAAGAGACUGUUUUGGGGUGGGAGAUGGCAGGGGAGGAUUUUGUUUGUCUUUUGUUUUUCCCUUUGUGUA